GCGUCUGUCGGUGUCCGCGCGCCGGCAGGUGUUAUCUCUCCACUCUCACUUGCCCAUAUCAACCACCUUUCCUUCCUCCGUGAUAUUAACAGAUGCAGGCGCGCGCACAUAUCCUUGCCCCUAGUAACCGGAGCAGGUGGUGCGGGCUGAGAGCGUGUGCAGAGGAGCGUGCUUUAGUGUGAGAGGGCGCUCGCAUCGCGGGUUCGCUGACUGGGCGCCUCUCAAGGCGAUGGCAGAAGUCGGUAAAGUCGAAUGUCUGACUGCAACGGUACUCCAAGCAAGAAGCGUAAUGCAAUGCAACCCGAGCAUUGCACCUUUCGCUGGAGGUGACGUCACUGCAGUAGCUUCAAAGUCUCCAACCGGAAAAAAAGAAGCGGAAGACAAGGCUGCGAAGCGAAGAGCGCGUGAAGCCGCACGCAAGCGAGCGAAGCGAGCUGCCGAUAGCGAACUCCGUGCUCGGGAAGCCGCUGCGAAACGCCAACGCCGAGCCCAAAAUCCGGAAAUAUGUGCUCGAUACGCCGCUGCGAGACGUCAACGGCGAGCCGAGAACGCUGAACUUCGUGCUCGAGAGGCAGCGGAGAAACGUCGACGGCGAGCCACCAAUCCUCAUGUGAAGCGGCGUGAGAACGAGUGUAGGCGGCGACGACGACAGGCUGAUCUCGCUGCCGCCCGCGCUCUCGAUCGCGCCACGCAAGCGGCGGCGCGCGCUCGGCGGCGGGCCCGUUUGAAGCAGGACUUCGAGGACCACAACUUUGGUAACAACUGCACGGUCGAAAUCGGCGAAUCUCUGAACAGCAGCACAUGCCCAAAAUCGACGCAAGAACAGGCAGAGUCAUCGCGGCCAUCAAAACGUGGUGUGGACGUCGCUGUUGAGACACCAAGAAUCUCCGACGAAAAUUUGUGCAAGUCCUCGCAAGCAUCAAUUGUUCCCAUCAGGAUACACAGGUGGACUGAAACCAAACCCUUAGUACAUUUUCUGGUCCUGAAGCUUCAAAAAAAAGUGUGAUUAGGGACAGGAGCAACUGCUAGGCGCGUCCUUGUGUGCACGGGGGCAUUGGAGUGGCCCCGGCACUGCAAAUGUACGGCACGCAUUAGAAUUGCGAAACGGUCAAGGAAAUUCGGGGAAGUUUUAAUACAGUAGAAUUGAGAAUCGAAUGGGGGCCUUGAAGUUAGUCAUUCAAUGGCAAGAAGCACGUGCUUCUUCCGCUGCGAGUAUUGCUACCAUUUUAAAAACACGCUUUAUUUGUUCCCCCGAAGCAUCUCGUGAACAUUCCUUGACAAUCCAGAGCCUUUCAAGGACUCUGAUGAAUCUUAACGCGUCGCAGAAGCACAGUGGUCGCAACUCUUGACAGCACAUGUGCACUAUUUCAGGCUAUGUAUAUAUUCAGUGUCUCUAUACGAAUAUAUUUUCGCACCAGCCAACUCAACAUGCGACGCAAAAAAUUAUCGUUUCGUGCUCGUGAUGCAUUCAUUUUGAAAAUUAAUUUUUCAUGCUUGUACAGCGUGUACCAGA
This is a messenger RNA of Rhipicephalus microplus (southern cattle tick), 1513 nucleotides long. RefSeq lists its product as uncharacterized. The record is from RefSeq and is a predicted model, not a curated record. Lineage: Eukaryota; Metazoa; Arthropoda; Arachnida; Ixodida; Ixodidae.